Chelonus insularis is the source of this 3377-nucleotide messenger RNA. Its product is annotated as aminopeptidase N-like. Gene Ontology annotation, cellular component: cytoplasm. Gene Ontology annotation, biological process: proteolysis; peptide catabolic process. The record is from RefSeq and is a predicted model, not a curated record. Gene Ontology annotation, molecular function: metalloaminopeptidase activity; peptide binding; zinc ion binding. Bases 502 to 3318 code for a protein of 938 amino acids. The transcript is spliced from 10 exons. Lineage: Eukaryota; Metazoa; Arthropoda; Insecta; Hymenoptera; Braconidae.
AGCUCCAACGUGAGUAUCUACAAUAGAAAACACUCUAGAAUCACCAUGUACAGCUAAAGAACAAUAGAUUGCACCACAUUAUCGCAUGGUUACCUUUUCACUUUUUCAAAUCUAAUCUUGGCUUUGAUUCCAAUGCAGAUAAAAAUAACUGAUCAAUAAAGAAAGUAACGAAUUCCAGUUUGCGAUUAUUUUCUGUUAUUUUUUCUGUAAUAUUAAUCUACUGAUAAAUUAUCAAGAACGCAACAAGACUUAAGUAUCUGUUUAAUGUAUAGCUACAUAUUUUAUUUAUAUGAUCGAUGAAACAUGGCAUAAGAGCAUAUAAAAAAUAAAAAAAAUUACGAUGAUGUAUGGAGCUGUUAUGGAAAAUAAUACUAAUGAUAUAGUGAAGAAUUUUCAAACAUAUCGAUCAAACUAAUACCAUGAAAGUCAUCAUAAAUUAAGUUUCUGAACUGUUCUAUUUGUACAAACCACUUAAUCGUAGAAAACUUUAUAAUUUCAAUCAUGAAUAGUAUUCAAUUAAGUUUUUUUUUAAUUAAUUUUUUAUUUUUCAUGAUAGUUUAUAUUGAAAGUCUUUCAAUGAUAGGACAAUCAAAAACAAUUCCUCAAAAUUAUGAAAUAUUAUUAGACUUUGGUGGAAAUAAUGAUGAUUGUUCAGUGAAAAAUUGUAUUUAUACUGGAGAAGUAAAUAUUACUCUUAAAGUCACAGGACGAACAGAUUUUUUUUCGAUUCAAGCUGACUCGAAAAUGAAAAUUGAUGAAAAAAAGACUCGAUUGUAUAGAAUAGAUAAAAAUAAUAAUUCUUUGCAACAAAUUUCUAUCAUUGACAUUUCUAUCACCUAUGGAGACGUAUCUUCUAUCAUCGAAAUUUAUUUAGAACCUAUGACCAUAAUAGUUCCAGUGACACAAUACGUCAUAGAACUAUUUUUUUCACGAGAAUUCGAAGACCUUCGCGGAUAUUACCAUCCUAUCGAUAACAUAUCAAACAGAAUUGUGGCAAUUGCUCUUCUUAUACCCAACCGAGCUUAUCGUUUAUUUCCUUGUCUCUCAGAUUUAAAAUGGCUAUCAACAUUUGAGCUAUCAAUUAUUCAUCCUACAGAAUUUUCAGUACUUUCUGGAACUCCUUUAAAGUAUCGCAAAAAAAUGGCUCCUAAUACUUCUAUUUCUGUUUAUCAAUCAACAGAAAAAAUUCAAGCUCAUCAUGUGUUUUUUGCUAUAUGGAGUUAUAAAAAAUAUGAAACUGAUACGAUAAAUUUUUGGUAUCCAUCAGAAAUAGAAGAUGAAGACGUCAAGAUGUUGAUCGUGUAUUACAUUCAUAGUUUUGGAUUAAUGAUGAACAAUACUUUCUCAUCAAAGAGUCGAUUCAAUGUUGUUUCAUUUCCAGGUUCUAGAGUAAUAGAUUUUUAUACAACUCGUGGAGUAAGUUUACUGAGGGAAAGCCGAGUAAUCUUUGAUAAAGAUGAAUCCACUACCACAGAUAGGAUGGAAAUGUUAACUGACAUAAGUCGCAGUACUGUUCGAUAUUGGAUUGGUAUUUUACACUUUCCAAGAUUUUGGGAUGAUUAUUGGAUUUACACGGCUAUUGCUGAUUAUAUAGCAACUUUCAUAUUUCAUGUUAUCGAACCAACUUUUCGAAUUCACGAUUUUUCAUUAGCUCGAACAAUUUUAUGGACCAGAUGUGAUCGAGACACGAUGGCAGCAUCAACCAUACCAUUUUACUUAUUUGAUACAUGGGAAGACAGAAAAUAUUUCCGCAAAGAAGAAUAUAUAAGCUAUCAAGCUUUGACUAUUGUCGCGACAAUUCAUCAGUUAUUUGAUUUCAAGGAUAUUAUGGGAUUGAUAAGAUUAUUUUUGUCACGCUGGGGAAAUGAAUCAUUCGGUCCAACUCUAAAAGAAAUGUUAUCUCUUCUUGAUAAUAAAAGUGUAGAAAGUUUUACUAAUGAUUGGCUAAAAAAUCGUGGAACUCCACUUAUCACCAUUACUUUAGAUGAACUCGGUGAAUAUGCUGAGAUAGUACAAGAACGUUUUAAUACAUUUGGUCCAGGAAGUACAGUAAAUUAUACUUGGACUAUUCCGAUUCGAUGCAUUAAUCAUCAGACUAAUAAAUUUUAUCAUCUGUGGCUCAAAUCGAAAAGUUUAUUUGUCAAUGCGACUGAAAUAAAAUUUUGUUUAUUGAGUGGACAUUCUGUGGUUCCAUAUAGAGUAAAUUAUCCAGAAGCAUGGUGGAUUGAUAUUAUUCAGCUUCUCAGACACAAUCAUUUAGCGAUAAGUGAAAUGCAAAGAAUGUGGAUUAUUGAUGAUUUAUAUGAAUUAUCUGUAGCUGGAUACAUACAUAUUGAAUAUUUAUAUCAUUUGUUUGAAUACUUGAAGAUGGAAUUCGAUUAUUUUCCUUGGUUAGCUGUUGGGAAAGUUUUUGGAAAGUUAAAAAAUAUGUUGUCUCUCAGCAAAUAUGAAAAUCAUAAAGCAUUCCACAGGCGAUUAUUAGUAGGUUUAAUUUCCAAUGUCUAUAAUACACUAAAAAUGGAACCAACUCAAUCUCAUGAAAAUUACUAUAUUCGGUUGCACAGAAAAAAUAUUAUGAACCUCGCCUGUACCUACGGCCAUGAAGACUGUCUCAAGGAGUCCGAAUGGAGAUUAGAUUGUUACUUAAAUGCUGUUUCACAUGAUUGUCCCAAAGGGUUACCAUUUAUUUUACUUAAAACUCUAUCGAAACUAUAUUUUUACAAUUGGAAAUAUUUUAGACGUUGUUCUAUGAAAUGGAAAAAGUGUGCUUCUAAUCCAGAUGUUCGUGAAAUAAUCUUCUGUCAAGGUUUACGCCAUGCCACACCUAAAUUCUGGUAUAAAGCAUUUCAGUUGCUCAAUGGAUCAACUUUAUUUCAUUCAACCCGACUCGUAAUUUCUCGAGGUCUUGCAUGUACAGAAAAUAUUCACAUUCUUGAAAACUAUUUAGAUUUUAUGCUGAAUGAUGAAAAAAUAUUUCCUGGAGAAAAUGUGUUUCCAAUAUUACUAACUGCAGCAAGAAUGAGUGAAGAACAUGCGCAAUUAAUUCUGUAUUUUAUUACCAAACAUCAUGUGAAACUUGUUGAAAGAAUACAAACAGCUCAUGAGUAUCAUAAACAUUCGGCUCAAAUUGCUGAAGAAAUCUAUUCUGAUGAAUCUGUAAGAAAAACAUCAAAACAUAUGCCAGAUGAUGAAGAAGUUAGUUAUUUACUUCCAGAAAAUGUGAAAAAAGUCUUAACCGCCAAUACAAAAAUAGCUAAUAAGAUAGUACCUUUGGUCGAAAGUUAUAUUAAGAAGAAAUUACAAAAAAUUCUGAAUUAAUUCAUAAUUUUUUGUAAAUGGAGAUUCAAUAACUAGCUUAAUCAAAUAUUUUUAGGUAU